Molecule: messenger RNA, 3261 nt
Organism: Xiphophorus couchianus (Monterrey platyfish)
Lineage: Eukaryota; Metazoa; Chordata; Actinopteri; Cyprinodontiformes; Poeciliidae
Product: interferon a3-like
Exons: 5
Coding region: 1-576 (191 amino acids)
Biological process (GO): defense response
Cellular component (GO): extracellular region
Molecular function (GO): cytokine receptor binding
Source: RefSeq, a predicted model, not a curated record
AUGGCUCUCAUCAUGUUCAGGGGUACGGCACCCAUCCUCUUCUUCUGCAGCGUCCUGACCUUUGCACACUGCUGUGAUUGGCUCAGCCACUACAACGACCUGAGGAACAGCACUCUGGUUCUGAUCGAUUCCCUGGGAGGUCAGAUCUCCACCACGACCACGACUCGUCUGCCAUUCCGAGGCACACUGUACAAGAAGAUGUAUGGGAGAGAGGAGAACUCCCAGCUGCGCUUCAUCAGAGACAGUCUGGAGCAGAUUUACAAUCUGUAUCGCCAUGGCGACAUGUCGGCGGCCGGCUGGGACGACGGGAAGACAACCAACUUCCUGGAGAGCAUCAACAGGCAGAUCGUGGAGCUCAAUGAGUGUGUGAAGUCAACUCACAACGAGACAACAAGCAAACCUUAUGAGGUUUACAAGAAGAAACUGAAGCGCUACUACCAAAACCUGAAGAACCACACUCUGCUCGACCUUGGCGGCAGAGACGGCUGGGAGAUGCUCAGGAGGGCGACCGAACAGAACCUGAUCCAACUGGAGCAGCUGGGGAACCGGAUCAAAGCCAACAGGGGGCAGCAUUGAGCGAUUUAGCAUUUCUACCACUGAAACCAAGUCAAUACGCCUCAACUAGCGUUUUAUUGUUUUUUUUUUUUUUUUGAGCUACUUGCUUAUAAUAAGCUAUUACUUAUUUAUAUAUUUAUUAUUUAUAUUCUAUUUUUUAUCUAUUUAUUUUGUUAUUUUUAUAUGAAAAUAAAUUAUGAAACAUCUUAUUUGUUGAAUGGUUUUGUGUUGGGUUUUUUUUGGAGGGGGGGUUAAAAACAAAACCCAAAAAGCUGAGAUAAGCAGAAAAGAUAUGAACAUUAAUGUAGUAAAUUAUUGAGUUUAUUGAGCUGAAAUCAUGUCAAAUAUGAGACUGAAGUGAAACAGCCACAUAUUCGAAUUUGUUUUCUUUUGACUGAAAACGUAUCAUUACCAGGUUCUCAAAUGUAUUCAUUUUUUCCUCCAGAGAACAAAAAAAUCAUGGACAAAACUAAACAGACCUCAAGAAAACCUGAAAUUUAAAGGGAAUAUUCUAAAUUUUAAUCAUGAUUUUUAAUCAUAUAUUGGUUGCGUCCUCAAACUGUCACCUACAUCUCGCAUUCUUAUAAUAGGGUGAGAAUGUUAUACAAUAUGAGAGUGUAACAGAGAAAUAACACAGCAAGAAAACAGUGAUAAAGUGUAACAGGUGUGAGAAAUGAGAAUAUUACAGAGUGCUACAGUAUAAAAAAUGGAACAAAGUGAAACUGAGUCUGAGUUUUCAGAUGUAACAUAUUGACACUGUAAGAGUGCAAACUGCAACAAGUGUGAAACUGUUAGAGGCGUAACACGGUGAGAUAGUGUGGCAGUAGUGAGAAACAGUGCAAGAGAUUAAAACUGUGUAACAGGAGGAGCAGUGAUAUUGGUGUAAACGUGUAAGAGUGAGACUCACUGGUGUAAAACACCGAAACAAUGAAAGAGUGAUACAGGGUAAAAAGAGGAACAAAGUGAAAGAGUCGUACAGGUGCAGUGCAAUCGAUUGAAACGAUGUGAAAGAGUGAGACAUAGUGAGAGUGUGACAGAGUGACGGCCCCACAGCUGUAAAACUGUCCCUCGUUUUCAUCAGUUUUGAGUUUUCAGGAAUGUUUUCUCUUGGCUGCUGGAUCAGUUGGAGAUUCUUUGGUGUUUUAAAGAUCCAAAGGAACUAAAAGUCUUUUUCUCCAGUUUAGAAAUCUUCAAUUUCCAAAUUUUACAGACGACUGAUUAUUGAACAGAAAAUAUCAGGGUUGACACUGACACUGGAUCAAACUCAGAUCAAGGCCAUUCAAUAUUACUUUAUUUCAACUGGGAAGACUGGAAGCAUACAAUACUGGAUAACUGGGUGACAUUAUUCACAUGGAGCCUCAUAGCAUAUUUACAUAAGAACCUAAUUAUUUUACAAGUACAUCGGGGACAGGAAACAUUAUUCUUCGUAUAACUGGUAGCCAAGCUGCAGAUGCAGAGGCUCCACCCUUAUUACUUUUAAAGCAGAGCGUAACCUUCCACUUCACAAAGUAGUACCAACCAAAAUACAGAAGUGGCAAUCGACACAGAUGAUGAUGGUUAUCAUCUGUAUCAUCUAGCUAACUGGAUAAACUGGACCAAAGGAAGCAGCUGGUCUCAAUAGUCACAGAGCUCCACCUUCGGACAUGCUGGCCCUGAAGGUCACAUAGGCCGCAUUGUAGGCCAGACUGGGCCCACUAGCUUUUCCUUGGACAAAACCGUGCUGCACGCCGUUCAACAUCUCCGUGUAGAGCUCCUUGUUGCACGGCUUGUCCUUGCUGAACUCUCCCACGGAGUACCAGUUGGAGAAGAGGUUGCAGUCGUUGGGGACAGAGAACAUGACGGCCAGCUGGCUGCGGUUCUCCCUGGUUGAGGUCUGAAGGAUGUCGUAGGUGAAGACGGCCACCGAGCCUCAGACCGACCAAGGUAUCUUCUUAAAGAGCGCGGUGCUGGAUUCAGACGGACGGAGAGUUGGAGGCAGAGGAGACUCACAGUUCCCGCAGAAAAGAUAGACCCUGACCAGAGACACAAAGAGAUUUAAAAAAGCUGGUGAUGACUCUGAUCUUCAGUCUACUUCAACCUUUAGUCUGAAUCUGCCUUCACACCACUUUAACACUCAGCUUGUUUCUAGUCUAGUUCUACCUUCGGCCUACAUCAACCUUCAGUCUGGUUCUACUUUCUGUCUUUUAGAUCUGUAGCCCAAACUUGAGUCGAAAUAAAGGCCAAGACAGACCAAAAUUAUGUGCUUGAUGGUGAUGUAGUUUCUGGUUUCUGUAGCAUGUUUUUCAUUAGCCGAAAAUACAUCAAGAACAAAGAAAACUAAAUGAGAAGGCAUAAGUGUUGAUUCAUUAAUGAUCUUACAGUAUAACUAGAGGAGGAGGUAGUUUAUCCCGUUGAAGACAGAGAGAAGUGUGUAACAGUCAACUAGACUGCAACAAGCCCAGUGCACUGCACAGCUGAUGUGUAUGCUGAGUGCAGACAGACUGCAGACAGCAUCCGUCUGCUGGAGAACAUCUUGGUGCUCUCCUUCUGGGAAGUAGUCUGUGCCCCACUGUGAAGCUGAUGGACAGAUUUGAGGUCACCCAAGCUGCCAUCUUCAUUCCACUUUGUUGUUGUUUUAAACUGACAUAAUUUACAGUCGUGUACAGUAAGGUCACGGAUUAUUAUGGUCAUCAAAAUCUGUGACCAUUGAGAUCCUGGCUAUUUGAG